This is a messenger RNA of Tupaia belangeri chinensis (Chinese tree shrew), 3615 nucleotides long. RefSeq names its product NLR family pyrin domain containing 1 (gene NLRP1). Gene Ontology annotation, biological process: innate immune response; inflammatory response; regulation of apoptotic process. The record is from RefSeq and is a predicted model, not a curated record. Gene Ontology annotation, molecular function: protein binding. Gene Ontology annotation, cellular component: canonical inflammasome complex. NCBI's taxonomy places the organism in Eukaryota, Metazoa, Chordata, Mammalia, Scandentia, Tupaiidae.
AUGCCAACAUGGCAGAUGGACAACAAGUCACAGAAAGAUACCAGGAUCAGAAAGAAGUCCUGCUCCACACCACCCUGGAAAAAUAAAUUUUUGCACAAAAAAUUCACACAGAUGCUACUUCUACACAGGCCUCACCCUAGGUACCACAAGCCCCUGGUCAGGGGAAGCUGGCAUCACAGUACGGCAAAGGAGCGAGGACAUUUGAUUGAGAUCACAGACUUAUUUGGUCCAGGCCUGAGUACCCAGAAAGGACCACAUAUAGUCAUACUACAGGGGGCUCCUGGGAUUGGGAAGUCAACUCUGGCCAGUCAAGUGAGGGGAGCCUGGGAGGAAGGCCAGCUGUAUAGGGACCGCUUCCAGCACAUCUUCUACUUCAGCUGCAGAGAGUUGGCCCAAUCCAAGAUGAUGAGCCUCCCUGAGCUCCUAACAAAAGACACAGGUGCCCUUCGAGCUCCCAUUGAACAGAUCCUGUCUCAGCCAGGUCAACUGCUCUUCAUCUUUGAUGAUUUGGAUGAGCCAAAAUGGGUCUUGGAAGAGCAGAGUCCUGAGUUCUGUCUUCCCUGGAGCCAACCACAGCCAGUUCAGGCACUGCUGAGAAGUCUGCUAAGGAGAACCAUCCUUCCCGAGGUUUCCUUGCUAAUCACAGUCCGGACCACAGUUCUACAGAACAUUUUUUCUUUGAAGCAGCCACGUUGGGUGGAGGUCCUAGGAUUUUCUGAGUCAAGCAGGAAGGAUUAUUUCUACAAGUAUUUCACAGAUGAGAGCCAAGCCAUCAGAGCCUUGAGCUUGGUUGAAUCAAACCCAGCACUCUUGACCCUGUGUCUCACGCCCUUGGUGUCCUGGAUGGUUUGCACUUGCCUGAAGGAGCAGAUGGAGCGGGGGGAAGAGCCCACAGUGACCUCCCAGACCACCACAGCUCUCUUUCUGCACUACAUUUCCCAGGCUCUGUCAGCUCAAUCCCUGGGAACCCAACUGCGGGGCAUCUGCUCUCUGGCUACUGAGGGAAUCCUCCAAGGAAAGACCCUUUUCACCUCAGGAGACCUCAGGAAGCAUGAGUUAGAUGAGGCCAUUGUCUUCACUUUCUUGAAGAUGGGAGUUCUUCAAACUCACCCUGACUCUCUGAGCUACAGCUUCACUCGCCUGUUCCAGGAGUUCUUUGCAGCAAUGUCCUGUGCCUUGGGGGAUAAAGAGGAGAGAAGCGAACAUACUAACAGCAUUGGUAUAGAGAAGUUGCUAGAAUUAUGCAGAAGGCAUGAUCUGUUUGGAGCACCAACCAUGUGCUUCCUAUUCGGCCUUUUAAGUGAACAGGGCCUGAGAGAGAUGGAGAACAUCUUCCACUGCCAGCUGUCUCAGGAGAUGAAGUGGGAGCUGCUACAAGCCCAGAAGGAGGCCUGGCCCCAGAAGUCCUUCCUGCAGCCAUACUCUCUGGAGCUGCUCCACUGUUUGUACGAGACUCAAGAUGAUGUCUUCCUGACAAAGGCCAUGGAACAUUUCUUAGGGACAAAGAUAUGUGUUCGAACAAACGUGGAGCUCUUGGUUGUUACUUUCUGCCUUAAAUUCUGCCAGCAUGUGAAGAGACUUCAACUGAAUGAGGGCAGACAGCACAGAGAAGAAGGGAGACCCUCCACUAUAAUUCUGCUCAUGUGGGUCCCAGUCACGGGUGCCUGUUGGCAGAUUCUCUUCUCCAAUCUUGGGGACGCCAGGAACCUGAAGGAACUGGACCUAAGCAGAAACUUCCUGACCUACUCUGCAGUGCAGAGUCUUUGUGAGGCCCUAAGACACCCUUGCUGCCACCUGGAGACCUUGAGGUUGGCUGGCUGUGGCCUCACGGCUGAGUGCUGCAAAGACCUUGCCUUUGGGCUGAAUACCAGCCAGACCCUGACUGAGCUGGAGGUGAGCUUCAACAUGCUAACAGAUGCCGGAGCCAAGCACCUUUGCCACGGAUUGAGACAGCCGAGCUGCAAGCUACAGAGAAUACAGCUGGUCAGCUGUGGCCUCACAUCCAGUUGCUGCCAGAACCUAGCUACUGUGCUCAGCGCCAACCCCAGCCUGACUGAGAUAGACCUGCUUCACAACUGCCUGGGUGACCUCGGUGUGGGGCUGCUCUGUGAGGGGCUGAAACAUCCUGCCUGCCAACUCACACUCCUAUGGCUGGACCAGACCCAUCUGAGUGACGAAGUGAAGGAGGCACUGAGGACACUGGAGAAAGAGAAGCCUCAGCUGCGCAUCCCCAGCAGACGGCUGCCACGUGCGAUGAUCCCUACUGAGGGCCCAGAUGGAGGAGAGAGCAGUCAUAGCACGACCUCGCUGAAGCGGCCCAGAACAGACUCAGAGGGAAGUUCCCCACAAGCAGCACAGGAACCCUUCCGUCUGUCUUCACCUGCCUCUCCAAGGGACCUGCACAUGGAGCCUCUCGGGACCGAAGAAGACUUCUGGGGCCCCACAGGGCCUGUGACUACUGAGGUAGUUGACAAAGAGCAGAGCCUGCACCGAGUUCAUUUCCCCAUGGCUGGUUUCUACCAUUGGCCUAACACGGGUCUCCGCUUCAUGGUGAGAAGGGCAGUGACCAUUGAGAUUGCAUUCUGUGCCUGGAACCAGUUCCUGGAGACUGUCCCACAACACAGCUGGAUGGUUGCAGGGCCUCUGUUUGAUAUCAAGGCUGAGCCUGGAGCCGUGGCAGCUGUGUACCUCCCUCACUUUGUGGCCCUCCAAGGUAAGGAGAUGAACACCUCCCUGUUCCAAGUGGCCCACUUUAAAGAGGAGGGGAUGCUCCUGGAAAAACCAUCCAGAGUGGAGCCAUAUUACACAGUCCUGGAAAACCCCAGCUUCUCCCCCAUGGGAGUUCUACUGAGAAUGAUCCACAUUGCCCUGCCCUUUAUUCCCAUCACCUCCACCGUGUUGGUCUACUAUCGCCUCAACGCUGAGGAAGUCAUCUUCCACCUCUAUCUGAUCCCUACUGACUGCUCCAUUCAGAAGGCCAUAGAUGAUGAAGAAAAGAAGUUCCAGUUUGUGCAAAUCCGCAAGCCACCCCCGCUGACCCCACUUUACAUGGGCUCCCGUUUUACUCUAUCUAGUUCAAGACAGCUGGAAAUCAUCCCAGAGGAACUAGAGUUCUGCUAUCGGAGCCCUGGAGAAUCCCAGCUCUUCUCUGAGUUCUAUGUUGACCAGCUGGGAUCAGGGAUCAGGCUGAAAAUGAGAGACAAAAAAGACGGGACUAUGGUUUGGAAGGGCUUGGUGAAACCAGGAGAUCUCAGACCUACAGCUACUCUCAUCCCACCAACUUCAAUAGUCUCACCUUCAACCCGAGACAUCCCAGACUUGCUGCACUUCGUGGACCAGUAUCGGGAGGAGUUGAUAGCCCGAGUGACAUCAGUGGACCCUGUCUUGGACAAGUUGUAUGGACAGGUCCUGAGUGAGGAGCAGUACGAGAGAGUACGAGCUGAGGCCACCAUGCCAGACAAAAUGCGGAAGCUGUUCAGCUUCAGCCAGUCCUGGAACCAAGCCUGCAAAGAUCAACUUUACCAAGCCCUGAAGGAGACCCAUCCUCACCUAAUUGUGGAACUCUGGGAGAAGAAGGAUGGAAAACGGGGCACUCUGGAUAGGCUUAGCAGCUGA